This is a messenger RNA of Microbotryum saponariae, 609 nucleotides long. NCBI's taxonomy places the organism in Eukaryota, Fungi, Basidiomycota, Microbotryomycetes, Microbotryales, Microbotryaceae. The record is from the annotation of a GenBank genome assembly.
AUGGAUCGGCCAUACACCAUCCGUCGCGUCCGCCGAGUCUUGAAUGCAAAGGCCUUCACCGACACGAUCGGUUUCAGGGACUCGCUGCAGCCCGACGAUCUCAAGGGAUUCUGGAAGGGGGUCAACUCGAAGGCAUUGACGGCGAGGGAACGCGAGGUGUGGUUCAAGCUCGUCAGGAACUUCACCCCGACUCGGAGUCUGCAGUUUCAUCAAAAGCACGACGACUCGCCCGCGUGCCUCGUCUGUGGAGCGCCCAAGGACGAUCGGGAGCACUACUUCUUCGACUGCGUUGACUCUAGGAACGUUUGGAUCGCGGCAAGGGGCGUGCUCUGCGACGCACUGGGGCUCGACACGAUCGACAACACGCAUUACACGGCCGUUCAACGCAUGUUCGGACUUCCGAAGCUCAAGGCCAGUCUGCGCGAUCAGGAAGGAGCGGGGAGGACGAUCGAAAUAUUGACCGGGCUGGUCUUGGAGAUGAUCAGCAGCGGGAGGUGGGGGAUGCAGAAGUGGGGGACGAGGCUGGAGGGUGUUGGGAGGAGGAGGAUCAUCUUGGAGGAGAGGUUGAAGCUGAGGGCGGGAGGAGCUUGGGGGAGGAGAGGGCAGUAG